GAUCACUAUAAUUAAUCAAUGCAAACAUUUAUAUAGUUUACUGCAGAUUUUUUGUGAAACUGGUUUAAAUAAUUAUUCGUCAUAAAAAACGUUAGCAGUGUAAAAUUAAUGUGCUGAAAGAUAUACAAAUACAAUAAAAUGAUUUCAUUAAAGUUAUCAAUUAUUUUGACGAUUUUGGGAUUAACGAGUAUCGUUCAUACGGAAGAAAUUGCACCCAGAGUUAAAACAUCUUCAGGAGGCAUCCAAGGUUAUUAUAAAAUAUCUGCAAAUGGUAGAUCUUAUGAAGCUUAUGAAGGAAUUCCUUAUGCUAUACCUCCUGUAGGAAAAUUAAGAUUUAAGCCUCCACAAAAAAUCCCAGCAUGGCCUGGUGAACUUUUAGCAACUAAAUUUGGCUCUCCAUGCUUACAAUAUGAGCAGAUAAUUAAUGAAUCUGAAGAUAGAGUUCAAGGUUCAGAAGAUUGUCUUUAUUUAAAUAUUUAUGUUCCUACACGUGAACAUAAAAAUUCUAAAUUACCACUAUUACCUGUAAUUUUCUGGAUUCAUGGUGGGGCCUUCCAAUUUGGUAGUGCAUUGGAUAUGGGUGCUAAAUUUUUAAUGGAUCGAGAUAUUGUAUUUGUCACAAUAAAUUAUCGUUUAGGCCUGUUAGGUUUUCUAAGCACAGAAGAUGAUGUUGUACCAGGUAAUAUGGGACUCAAGGAUCAAAACAUGGCACUGAAAUGGGUUUUUAAAAACAUUGAGUGGUUUGGAGGUGAUUUUAAUAAAAUAACAUUAGCUGGUCUAAGUGCUGGUGGUGCCAGUGUACAUUAUCAUUAUUUAUCCCGUUUAAGUUUUGGUCUUUUUCAAGGAGGCAUAUCUAUUAGUGGUACAGCAUUUGAUUGUUGGGCACAAACUGAAAAUUCUUUAGAAAAAGCCAAGAAAUUAGCUGCUAUAAUGGGUUGUCCUACUAGUAAUACUCGGGAUAUGGUACAUUGUUUAAGAUAUCGACCAGGUCGAACUCUGGUCCAUGCAACUAGAGAAUUCCAACCAUGGCUCUAUAAUCCUUUUACACCAUUUGGACCUGUCGUUGAGAAACAUGGAGAUGCUCCUUUCAUUGAUCAAUCACCAAUAGAUAUUAUUCAAAGUGGUAAUGUUCAAGAUAUUCCAUGGAUUACAAGCACUACCAGUGAAGAAGGACUUUAUCCUGUAGCUCAGUUUAUUGCUGACGAUAGAUAUCUUAAGGAACUUGAUGAGAAUUGGAAUACUAUUGCACCUUAUUUCCUUGAUUUCAAUUAUACCAUACCAAAGGAGAAACAAGUCGAAACAGCUAAACUUAUUAGAAAGCAUUACUUUGGUUCUAAACAGAUUAAUAAAACGACUGUUGAAUUUUUAAUACAAAUGGCUGGAGAUCGAUUUUUCACAGUCGAUGGCAUGAAAGCUGCAAGAAUACAAGCAAAAGUAAAUCAACAAUCUGUUUGGUACUAUUAUUAUACAUACAGAGGUGCACAUAGUUUAAGUGAAUGCUUUACUAAAAGCAAUGAAAACUUUGGAGUUAGUCAUGCUGAUGAUGCAUUCCUUAUUUUGGAUACUCCUUACUUUAAUCCAACAACAACAAAUGAUGAUAUUGAUAUGCAACAAGAAUUAAUUGAUCUUUGGAUUUCUUUUGCCACAAAUAAUAUUCCUCAAAUUGGUACGACUAAGUGGAUUAAAGUGGAUCCAUCUCAAGAAGAAUUUCUUUUCCUUCACAUUGCAGGACCAGGAAAGUAUCAUAUGAAUAAUAAUACUAAUUUCAAAAAUAAGGAUUUCUGGAGUAAUAUCAAUUUUAAUGAAAAUAUAUUGAAACGUAAAAAACAUGUAACGGAAGAUCUUUAAGAGAUUUUAUAAUUUCUUUACAUAUUUAUAUAAUGCAAGAAUUAACAUAUCUUCUAUUGGAAGAGAAGUUCUUCCUCUGUCUAUGAUUAUUUCUCUCCAUUUAUGUAAUAUUUUAGAAAGUUCAUAUAUAUCUACUUUUGUUAAUGUAGUUUUAAUA
This is a messenger RNA of Vespula pensylvanica (western yellowjacket), 2005 nucleotides long. Its product is annotated as venom carboxylesterase-6-like. NCBI's taxonomy places the organism in Eukaryota, Metazoa, Arthropoda, Insecta, Hymenoptera, Vespidae. The transcript has 8 exons. The record is from RefSeq and is a predicted model, not a curated record. Bases 139 to 1848 code for a protein of 569 amino acids.